GGGGCCAUGGCGGCGCUGCGGCUGCGGCUGGCCCUGUCGGUGCUGUGGCAGCUGGCGGCCGCCGGCCGCGGGCUGGAGCUGGGCGCGCUGGAGGCGGCGCGGGGCCGGGCGGCGCGGUGCCAGCCCGUGGACAUCCCCAUGUGCCGCGGCAUCGGGUACAACCUGACCCGCAUGCCCAACCUGCUGGGCCACGAGAGCCAGCGCGAGGCUGCGCUGAAGCUGCACGAGUUCGCGCCGCUGGUGGAGUACGGCUGCCACGUCCACCUGCGCUUCUUCCUCUGCUCCCUCUACGCGCCCAUGUGCACCGACCAGGUGAGCGCCAGCAUCCCCGCCUGCCGCCCCAUGUGCGAGCAGGCCCGCCAUAAGUGCGUCCCCAUCAUGGAGCAGUUCAACUUCGGCUGGCCUGAGUCGCUAGACUGCGGCAAGCUGCCCACCAAGAACGACCCCAACGCCCUCUGCAUGGAGGCCCCCGAGAACGCCUCGGCCGCCGAGCCCCACAAGGGCCAGGGCAUGCUGCCUGUGGCACCCCGGCCCUGGCCACCGGGCACUGCCGAGGGCCGGGGCCCCGAUGGGCUGGGGGCCUGUGACAACCCUGAGAAGUUCCAGUACGUGGAGAAGAGCCUCUCCUGUGCGCCCAGGUGCUCCCCCGGGGUGGAUGUCUACUGGUCCCGGGAGGACAAAGACUUUGCCUUCAUCUGGAUGGCUGUCUGGUCUACCCUCUGCUUUGUCUCCACUGCCUUCACCGUGCUCACCUUCCUGCUUGACCCGCACCGCUUCCAGUACCCCGAGAGACCCAUCAUCUUCCUCUCCAUGUGCUACAAUGUCUACUCGGUGGCCUUCAUCAUCCGCUCGGUGGCAGGGGCUGAGAACAUCGCCUGCGACCGGGAGAAUGGGGAGCUCUACAUCAUCCAGGAGGGACUGGAGAGCACGGGCUGCACCAUCGUCUUCCUCAUCCUCUACUACUUCGGCAUGGCCAGCUCGCUCUGGUGGGUCAUCCUCACACUCACCUGGUUCCUGGCUGCUGGGAAGAAGUGGGGACACGAGGCCAUCGAAGCCCACAGCAGCUACUUCCAUAUGGCCGCCUGGGGCAUCCCGGCUAUGAAAACCAUCGUCAUCCUCACCAUGCGGAAGGUGGCAGGGGAUGAACUGACAGGGCUGUGCUACGUGGGGAGCAUGGAUGUCAGCGCCCUGACUGGUUUUGUCCUCAUCCCACUCUCCUGCUACCUGGUCAUCGGCACCUCCUUCAUCCUUACAGGCUUUGUUGCCCUCUUCCAUAUCCGGAAGAUCAUGAAGACAGGCGGUACCAACACAGAGAAGCUGGAGAAGCUGAUGGUGAAGAUCGGUGUCUUCUCUAUCCUCUACACUGUACCGGCCACCUGCGUCAUUGUCUGCUACUUCUAUGAGCGGCUGAACAUGGAUUACUGGAACCUCAGGGCCCUGGAGCGUGGCUGCGUGCCCCUUCCUGGCCGGCGUGCAGCCAACUGUUCCUUGGAGGCCUCGGUGCCCACCGUGGCCGUCUUUAUGCUAAAGAUUUUCAUGUCACUGGUGGUGGGCAUCACCAGUGGGGUGUGGGUAUGGAGCUCCAAGACGCUGCAGACCUGGCAGAGCCUGUGCAACAGGAAGCUGGGCAUGAGGACUAGGGGCAAGCCCUGCAGUGGGGUCAGCUGCAGCGGGGUGCACUGCCACUACAAAGCCCCAACGGUCAUGCUGCAUAUGACCAAAACAGACCCGUAUCUGGACAACCCAACGCACGUCUAGAGCAGGGUCUGCCUCUCCCUGGGGACGGCAUGCUGGGAGAGCGAGUGUCACGGGUAAGGGACGGGGGAGUGCAGUGGAGCCUCCCGGGAGUCCGCUCUGGAGCGGGAGCCACCGGGUGCAGGGAAGGGGCGAGGGCAAAGGCGGAGUGGCAGGAGAGUGAAUGCACACUGGUUUGGGGGUGACGAGGUCCGCGGGACCCAAAGGGAGCUCCCCGGGCACCACUCGACCCUGACAAGUAGCUGCUUUUUCCUAGAGAUUGUUUUGUUUUUGUUGCUGUUGCCAAAUCCAGUGACUGUUCUAACGCUUUCUUUGGGGGGGGGGUGGAGGGGAGGGCAGCAGGGGCCGGGGCAGGAAGGGGAAUAAUCCAGUUUGUGUUUAUUUAAUUCUGUAAUUUAUUUUAGUUUUUUUUUUUUUUUUUUUUUUUUUUUAAAUCAUUAGCUGCAAGGAAUGGAAAAAACAAUAAACCCUGGAUGUGUUAUUUCAAA
Messenger RNA from Cygnus olor (mute swan), 2243 nucleotides. It is a transcript of the gene FZD9, whose product is annotated as frizzled class receptor 9. The record is from RefSeq and is a predicted model, not a curated record. Gene Ontology annotation, molecular function: Wnt receptor activity; Wnt-protein binding. The transcript has a single exon. Gene Ontology annotation, cellular component: plasma membrane. NCBI's taxonomy places the organism in Eukaryota, Metazoa, Chordata, Aves, Anseriformes, Anatidae. Bases 7 to 1758 code for a protein of 583 amino acids. Gene Ontology annotation, biological process: canonical Wnt signaling pathway; non-canonical Wnt signaling pathway.